AUGAUAAACUCCACACAGGUUUCAUAUUUCACAUUUGAUGCCUACUUUGACACUGGGAUUUUUAAAUAUUUAUAUUUCCUGAUUAUUAUGGCAUUGUAUGUUUUAAUUAUCUGUACCAAUGUGCUGCUUAUUGUUGUUAUUUGUAUGAACAGAAGUUUACAUGAACCCAUGUACAGGUUUCUGUGCAGCCUGUUUGUCAAUGACCUCUAUGGUAGUACAGGGUUGUUUCCAUUCCUCCUGGUUCAGAUCCUCUCUGACAUUCACACUGUUUCUGUUCCCUGUUGUUUCCUGCAGAUAUUUUGUGUGUACACAUACGUAUGCACAGAAUUUUCUAUCUUAGCCAUAAUGUCCUAUGACAGAUACCUUGCUAUCUGUUAUCCUCUACAAUAUAACACACGCAUGACUUUCACCAAGGUUGUCGUGCUUACCUGCUCUGACACCAGAGCAAACAACAUUUCUGGACUUGUUCUUACUGCUGUCAUAGUUGUCAUUCCUUUAACUUUAAUCCUUUACACAUACAUGAGGAUCCUUAAAGUGUGUUUUUCUGGCUCCACACGGACCAGACAGAAAGCUGUCAGUACCUGCUCACCUCACCUUGCUUCUCUGCUCAACUUUUCUUUUGGGGUUUGCUUUGAAAUAUUAGGGAGCAGGUUUGAAAUGAAAGGUGUACCCAGUUUGUUGCAAAUUGUUUUAUGUUUAUACUUUCUGACAUGCCCACCGCUCUUUAACCCUGUACUGUAUGGACUGAAACUGUCCAAAAUCAGCAUUGUAUGUAAAGGUCUGUUGUUACAUUCUGCUGUGAAGUGCAGAUCAUCUCAGAAAUCUAAGCAGUUUGACUAA
Monopterus albus (swamp eel) is the source of this 840-nucleotide messenger RNA. RefSeq names its product olfactory receptor 11A1. Gene Ontology annotation, molecular function: G protein-coupled receptor activity; odorant binding; olfactory receptor activity. The record is from RefSeq and is a predicted model, not a curated record. Lineage: Eukaryota; Metazoa; Chordata; Actinopteri; Synbranchiformes; Synbranchidae. Gene Ontology annotation, biological process: G protein-coupled receptor signaling pathway; detection of chemical stimulus involved in sensory perception of smell. Gene Ontology annotation, cellular component: membrane.